Molecule: messenger RNA, 19366 nt
Organism: Diceros bicornis minor
Lineage: Eukaryota; Metazoa; Chordata; Mammalia; Perissodactyla; Rhinocerotidae
Gene: ADGRV1
Product: adhesion G protein-coupled receptor V1
Exons: 90
Coding region: 121-19050 (6309 amino acids)
Biological process (GO): cell communication; G protein-coupled receptor signaling pathway; negative regulation of adenylate cyclase activity
Cellular component (GO): membrane
Molecular function (GO): G protein-coupled receptor activity
Source: RefSeq, a predicted model, not a curated record
UCGUGACCCGAUAGCGGGAGAAAGAAUCGGCAGCCCAGGCUGAGCGGGGAGACGCGAGCGAAGGGCCGAGCGAGGACGUGCGGAGGGGGGACCGGUGGGGCGCACCGCAGGCGCACGCGGAUGUCGGUGUCCCCGGGUUCAGGGAUGUCCUCCGCAUCUUUAUUAGUAAAUCUUCUUUCAGUUUUGCUCAUCCCUUUUGUGUUUGGAGAAACAGAAAUAAGGUUUGGUGGACAAAUGGAAUUUGUAGUUAAUGAAACAAGUACAACAGUUAUUCGUCUGGUCAUCGAAAGGAUAGGAGAGCCAGCAAAUGUCACUGCAAUUGUGUCGCUGUAUGGAGACGACACUGGUGACUUUUUUGACACCUACGCUGCAGCUUUUAUACCUGUUGGAGAAACAAAUAGGACAGUGUACAUAGCAGUGUGUGAUGAUGACUUACCAGAGCCUGAUGAAACUUUUAUUUUUCACUUAACGUUACAGAAACCUUCAGCAGACGUGAAGCUUGGAUGGCCAAGGACUGUUACUGUGACAAUAUUAUCAAAUGACAAUGCAUUUGGAAUUAUUUCAUUUAAUAUGCCUGUCUCAAUCACAGUGAGUGAGCCUAGAGGCAGAAAUGAAUCUGUGCCUCUUACUCUCAUCAGAGAAAAAGGAACCUAUGGAAUGGUCACUGUGACUUUUGAGGUAGAGGGGGGCCCAAAUCCACCUGAAGAAGAUCUGAGUCCAGUUAAAGGAAAUAUCACCUUUCCCCCUGGCAAAGGAACAGUAGCUUAUAACUUGACAGUCCUUGAUGAUGAGGUACCAGAAAAUGAUGAAAUAUUUUUGAUUCAACUGAAAAGUGUAGAAGGAGGAGCUGAUAUCAACACCUCUAGGAGCUCAGUUGAGAUCAUCAUUAAGAAAAAUGAUAGUCCCGUGAGAUUCAUUCAGAGUGUUUAUUUGGUACCUGAGGAAGACCACAUACUCGUAAUUCCAGUGGUUCGUGGAAAAGAUGACAAUGGAAAUGUGAUUGGAUCUGAUGAAUAUGACGUUUCGAUCAAUUAUGUUAUUAUAACUGGGAAUUCAACAGCACAUGCCCAGCAAAAUUUAGACUUUAUUGAUCUUCAGCCAAGUACAACAAUUGUUUUUCCACCUUUUAUUCAUGAAUCACACCUGAAAUUUCAAAUAGUUGAUGACGCUAUACCAGAGAUUGCUGAAUCAUUUCAUGUUGUGUUACUAAAAGAUACCUUACAGGGAGAUGCUGUGCUGUUGGGCCUUUCUGUUGUACAAGUCACUAUUAAGCCAAAUGACAAACCUUACGGAGUCCUCUCAUUCAACAGUAUCUUGUUUGAAAGGACAGUUGUAGUUGAUGAAGAUACCACAUCAAGAUUUGAAGAAAUUACAGUGGUUAGAAAUGGUGGCACACAUGGGAAUAUUUCGGUGAACUGGGUAUUGACCCGGAAUAGCAGUGAUCCCUCACCGGUAACAGCAGAUAUCAGACCAAGUUCCGGAGUUCUCCAUUUUGCACAAGGGCAGAUGUUGGCAUCAAUUCCUCUUACUGUCAUUAAUGAUGAUCUUCCAGAAGAGGCAGAAGCGUAUCUACUUCAGAUUCUGCCUCAUACAAUACGAGGAGGUGCGGAAGUGAGCGAACCAGCAGAGCUGUUGUUCUACAUUCAGGAUAGUGAUGAUGUUUACGGCCUAAUAACAUUUUUUGCCAUGGAAAACCAGAAGAUUGAAAGCAGCCCAGGUGAACGAUAUUUAUCCUUGAGUUUUACAAGACUAGGAGGAACCAAAGGAGAUGUGAAGAUGUUUUAUUCUGCACUUUAUGUUCCUGCUGGAGCUGUGGACCCUUUGCGAGCAAAAGAUGGCAUCUUAAAUAUACCCAGGAGAAAUAACCUCAUUUUUCCAGAACAAAAAACCCAAGUCACUACAAAAUUACCAAUAAGAAAUGAUGCAUUCCUUCAAAAUGGAGCUCACUUCCUAGUACAGUUGGAAACUGUGGAGUUGGUGAACAUAAUUCCCCCAAUCCCACCUAUAAGUCCUAGAUUUGGAAGAAUACGAAAUAUUUCUUUAGUGGUUACUCCAGAAAUUGCAAAUGGAGAAAUUGGCUUUAUUAGCAAUCUUCCAGUCAUUCUGCAUGAACCAGAAGAUUCUGCUGCUGAAGUGGUAUACAUUCCCUUGCAUCGGGAUGGAACUGAUGGCCAGGCUACCGUCUAUUGGAGUUUGAAACCCUCUGGCUUUAAUUCAAAAGCAGUGACCCUGGACGAUAUAGGUCCCUUUUAUGGCUCUGUUGUGUUUUUAUCUGGGCAAAGUGACACAACAAUCAACAUUACUGUCAAAGCCGAUGACAUACCCGAAAUGAAUGAGACAGUAACACUUUCUCUAAACAGGGUUGAUGUGGAAAAUCAAGUGCUGAAAUCUGGAUAUACUAGCCGUGACCUGAUUAUUUUGGAAAAUGAUGAUCCUGGGGGAAUUUUUGAAUUUUCUCCUGCUUCCAGAGGACCCUAUGUUAUAAAAGAAGGAGACUCUGUAGAGCUCCACAUUAUCAGGUCCCGGGGAGCUCUGGUCAAGCAGUUUCUGCAUUACCGAGUGGAGCCGAGAGAGAGCAGUGAAUUCUAUGGAAACACUGGGGUGCUGGAAUUUAAACCUGGGGAGAGGGAGAUUGUGAUCACCUUGCUAACAAGAUUGGAUGGGAUACCAGAGUUGGAUGAACACUAUUGGGUGGUCCUCAGCAGCCACGGUGAACGAGAAAGCAAGCUAGGAAGUGCGACGAUUGUCAACAUCACGAUUCUAAAAAAUGAUGAUCCUCAUGGGAUUAUAGAAUUUGUUUCUGAUGAUCUAAUUGUUAUGAUAAAUGAAAGCAAAGGAGACGAUACCUAUAGUGCUGUUUAUGGUGUAAUAAGAAAUCGAGGCAACUUUGGUGAUGUUAGUACAUCAUGGGUGGUUAGUCCAGACUUUACACAAGAUGUAUUUCCUGUCUGGGGGACUAUUUUCUUUGGAGAUCAGGAAUUUUCAAAAAAUAUCACCGUUUACUCCCUUCCAGAUGAGAUUCCAGAGGAAAUGGAGGAAUUUACCAUUACUCUACUUAAUGCCACUGGAGGAGCUAAAAUAGGAAAUAAAACUACGGCAACUCUGAGGAUUAGAAGAAAUGAUGACCCCAUUUAUUUUGCAGAACCUCGUGUAGUGAGGGUUCAGGAAGGUGAGACUGCUCACUUUACAGUUCUUAGAAAUGGAUCUGUUGAUGUUGCCUGCACCGUCCAAUAUGCUACCAUGGACGGGAAGGCUACCGCAAGCGAUGGAGACUUUGUUCCUGUUGAAAGAGGAGAAACGCUUGUUUUUGCAGUCGGAAGUAGAGAGCAGAGCAUAUCUGUAUUCGUUAACGAAGAUGAUGUCCCAGAAACAGAUGAAGACUUUUACAUAAUCCUCUUUAAUUCAACAGGUGAUACAGUGGUAUACCAAUAUGGAAUCGCUACAGUGAUAAUUGAAGCUAAUGAUGACCCAAAUGGCAUUUUUUCUUUGGAGCCCAUAGACAAAGCAGUAGAAGAAGGAAAGACUAAUGCAUUUUGGAUUGUGAGGCACCGAGGACACUUUGGCAGUGUUUCUGUGGCUUGGCAGCUGUUUCAGAAUGAUUCUGCUUUGCAACCUGGACAAGAGUUCUAUGAAACUUCAGGAACUGUUAAUUUUAUGGAUGGAGAAGCAGCCAAACCAAUAAUUCUUCAUGCUUUUCCAGAUAAAAUUCCUGAAUUCAAUGAAUUUUAUAUUUUAAAGCUUGUAUACAUUUCAGGUGGGUCCCCAGGUCCUGGGGGCCAACUAGCAGGAACCAACCUCCAGGUGACAGUAAUGAUUCCAUUCAAUGACGAUCCCUUUGGAGUUUUUGUCUUGGAUCCAGAGUGCUUAGAGAGAGAAGUGGCAGAAGAUGUCCUCUCAGAAGAUGACAUGUCUUAUAUUACCAACUUCAUCCUUUUGAGGCAGCAGGGUGUCUUUGGUGACGUACGAGUUGGUUGGGAAGUACUGUCCAGUGAGUUCCCUGCUGGUUUGCCUUCAAUGACAGAUUUUUUGCUGGUUGGGAUUUUCCCCAGCACUGUGCAUUUACAACCACACAUGCGGCGUCACCAUAGCGGAACAGAUGCUUUAUACUUCAGUGGACUAGAGGGUGCGUUUGGAACUGUUAGUCCAAAAUACCAUCCCUCCAGGAACAACUCAGUUGUCAACUUUACAUUUUCAGCUUGGGUAAUGCCCAAUGCCAACACGAAUGGAUUUGUUAUAGCAAAGGAUGAUGGGAAUGGAAGCAUCUACUAUGGGGUGAAAAUUCAAACAAAUGAAUCCCAUGUGACACUUUCCCUUCAUUACAAAACUUUGGGGUCCAAUGCUACGUAUAUUGCCAAGACAACAGUCAUGAAAUAUUUAGAAGAAAAUGUUUGGCUUCAUCUUCUAAUUAUCCUGGAUGACGGUAUCCUUGAAUUCUACCUGGAUGGAAAUGCAAUGCCCAGAGGAAUCAAGAGUCUGAAAGGAGAAGCCAUUACUGAUGGUUCUGGAACACUGAGAAUCGGGGCAGGAGUGAAUGGCAACGACAGAUUUACAGGUCUGAUGCAGGAUGUGAGGUCCUAUGAGCGGAAACUGACUCUUGAAGAAAUUUAUGAACUUCACGCCAUGCCAGCCAAGAGUGAUUUACACCCGGUUUCUGGAUAUCUGGAGUUCAGACAGGGAGAAACUAACAAAUCCUUCAUUAUUUCUACAAGAGAUGACAAUGAAGAAGAAGGAGAAGAAUUAUUUAUUCUUAAACUAGUCUCUGUAUAUGGAGGAGCUCGCAUUUCUGAAGAAAAUACUACAGCAAGAAUAAUAAUACAAAAAAGUGACAAUGCCAAUGGCUUGUUUGGUUUCACAGGAGCUUGUAUACCAGAGAUUGCAGAGGAGGGAUCCACCAUUUCUUGUGUGGUGGAGCGAACUAGAGGAGCUCUGGAUUAUGUGCACGUUUUUUACACCAUCUCGCAGAUCGAAUCUGACGGCAUUAAUUACCUUGUUGAUGAUUUUGCUAAUGCCAGCGGCACUAUCACAUUCCUUCCUUGGCAGAGAUCAGAGGUCCUGAAUAUAUACGUUCUUGAUGAUGAUAUUCCUGAACUUAAUGAGUAUUUCCGGGUGACAUUGGUUUCUGCAAUUCCUGGAGAUGGGAAGCUAGGUUCAACUCCCACCAGUGGUGCGAGCGUAGAUCCUGAAAAGGAAACGACAGAUAUCACCGUCAAAGCUAGUGAUCAUCCAUACGGCUUGCUGCAGUUCUCCACAGGGCUGCCGCCCCAUCCUGAGGACUCAAUGAGCCUGCCGGCGAGCAGUAGUCCACAUGUUACUGUGCAGGAGGAAGACGGAGAAGUUAGGUUAUUGGUCGUCCGUGCACAAGGCCUCCUGGGGAGGGUGAUGGCGGAAUUUAGAACAGUGUCAUUGACAGCCUUCAGUCCUGAGGACUACCAGGGUGUUGCUGGUACCUUAGAAUUUCAACCAGGAGAAAGAUAUAAAUACAUUUCUGUUAACAUCACUGAUAAUUCUAUCCCUGAAUUGGAAAAAUCUUUUAAAGUUGAAUUGUUAAACUCGGAUGGAGGAGUCACUGAACUCUUUAGGGUUGAUGGCAGUGGUAGUGGUGAUGGGGACAUGGAAUUCUUCCUUCCAACUAUUCACAGACGUGCCAGUCUAGGAGUGGCUUCCCAAAUUCUGGUGACAAUUGCCGCCUCUGACCAUGCUCAUGGUGUAUUUGAAUUCAGCCCUGAGUCACUCUUUAUCAGUGGAACUGAACCAGAAGAUGGGCACAGCACUGUUAUAUUAAACAUUAUGAGAAGUCAUGGAGCCCUGUCUCGAGUGACUUUGCUUUGGAGCAUAGACUCUGAUCCUGAUGGUGAUCUCGCCUUCAUCUCUGGCAACGUCACAUUUGAGAUUGGGCAGAAGAAUGCCAACGUAACAGUGGAAAUACUGCCAGAUGAAGAGCCAGAACUGGAUAAGGCAGUCUCUGUGUCAAUCCUCAGUGUCUCCAGUGGCUCUUUGGGAGUUCAUACUAACGCCACACUAACAAUUUUGGCUAGUGAUGAUCCUUAUGGGGUCUUCAUCUUUUCCGAGAACAGUAGACCUAUUAAAGUUGAGGAAGCAAACCAGAACAUCACGUUGUCAAUAAUGAGGUUAAAAGGCCUCAUGGGAAAAGUCACAGUCACAUAUGCAACACUGGAUGAUAUGGAAAAACCACCUUAUUUUCCACCGAAUUUAGCCAGAGCAACUCAAGGAAGAGACUAUAUUCCAGCUUCUGGAUUUGCUCUUUUCAGAGCCAAUCAGAGUGAGGCAACAAUAACUAUUUCAAUUUUGGAUGAUGAUGAACCAGAAAGAUCAGAGUCUGUAUUUAUUGAACUACUCAACUCUACUUUAAUAGAGCGAGUACAGAAUCGCCCAAUUCCAAAUUCUCCACGCCUUGGGCCUAAGGUAGAAACUAUUGCUCAUCUCAUUAUCAUCGCCAACGAUGAUGCAUUUGGAACUCUUCAGCUCUCAGCACCAGUUGUUCGAGUGGCGGAAAAUCAUGUUGGACCCCUUAUCAACGUGACUAGAACAGGAGGAGCAUUUGCGGAUGUUUCUGUGAAGUUUAAAGCCGUGCCAAUAACAGCAAUAGCUGGUGAAGAUUAUAGUAUAGCUUCGUCAGAUGUGGUCUUGCUGGAAGGGGAAACCAGUAAAGCUGUGCCAAUAUAUAUCAUUAACGACAUCUACCCUGAACUGGAAGAAUCUUUUCUUGUGCAACUGCUGAAUGAAACCACAGGAGGAGCCAAACUAGGGGCGUUAACAGAGGCGAUCAUUAUUAUUGAGGCCUCUGAUGACCCCUAUGGAUUAUUUGGUUUUCAGAUUACUAAACUUAUUGUAGAGGAACCUGAGUUUAACUCAGUGAAGGUAAACCUGCCAAUAAUUCGAAAUUCUGGGACACUCGGCAAUGUUACUGUUCAGUGGGUUGCCACCAUUAAUGGACAGCUUGCUACUGGCGACCUGCGAGUUGUCUCAGGUAAUGUGACCUUUGCCCCUGGGGAAACCAUUCAAACCUUGUUGUUAGAGGUCCUGGCUGACGACGUUCCGGAGAUUGAAGAGGUUGUCCAAGUGCAACUAACUGAUGCCUCUGGUGGAGGUACUAUUGGGUUAGAUCGAGUGGCAAAUAUUAUUAUUCCUGCCAAUGAUAAUCCUUAUGGUACAGUAGCCUUUGUUCAGUCGAUUUAUCGUGUUCAAGAGCCUCUGGAGAGAAGUUCCUGUGCUAACAUAACUGUCAGAAGAAGCGGAGGGCACUUUGGUCGGCUGUUGUUGUUCUACAGUACUUCCGAUAUUGAUGUAGUGGCUCUUGCAGUUGAGGAAGGUCAAGAUUUACUGUCCUACUAUGAAUUGCCAAUUCAAGGAGUGCCUGACCCGCUUUGGAGAACUUGGGUGAAUGUCUCUGCAUUGGGGGAACCCCAGCAUACCUGUGCCACUUUGUGCCUCAAAGAACAUGCGUGCUCAGCAUUUUCAUUUUUCAGUGCUUCUGAGGGCCCCCAGUGUUUUUGGAUGACAUCAUGGGUCAGCCCAACUGUUAACAACUCAGACUUCUGGACCUACAGGAAAAACAUGACCAGGGUAGCAUCUCUUUUUAGCGGUCACGCUGUGGCUGGCAGUGACUAUGAGCCUGUGACAAGGCAGUGGGCCAUAAUGCUGGAAGGUGAUGAAUUCGCAAAUCUCACAGUUUCUAUUCUUCCCGAUGAUUUCCCAGAGAUGGAUGAGAGUUUCCUAAUUUCUCUUCUUGAAGUUCACCUCAUGAAUAUCACAGCCAGUUUUAAAAACCAGCCAACUAUAGGACAGCCAAAUACUUCUACAGUUGUCAUAGCCUUAAAUGGUGAUGCCUUUGGAGUGUUUGUGAUCUACAGUAUUAGUUCCAAUACCUCAGAAGAUGGCUUGUAUGUCGAAGUUCAGGAGCAACCCCAAACCACAGUGGAGCUGAUGAUCCACAGGACAGGGGGCAGCUUAGGUCAGGUGACAGUCGAAUGGCGUGUUGUUGGUGGAACCGCUACUGAAGGUUUAGAUUUUAUAGGUGCUGGAGACAUUCUGACUUUUGCUGAAGGUGAAACCAAAAAGACAGCCAUUUUAACCAUUUUGGAUGAUUCUGAGCCAGAGGAUGAUGAGAGCAUCGUAGUUAGUUUGGUGUACACCGAAGGUGGAAGUAGGAUUCUGCCCAGCUCCAACACUGUUAGAGUGAACAUUUUGGCCAAUGACAAUGUGGCGGGAACUGUUAGCUUUCAGACAGCUUCCAGAUCUGUCAUAGGUCAUGAAGGAGAAAUUUUGCAAUUCCAUGUGAUAAGAACACCUCCUGGUCGAGGAAAUGUUACUGUUAACUGGAAAAUUAUUGGGCAAAAUCUAGAACUCAAUUUUGCUAACUUUACUGGGCAGCUCUUCUUUUCUGAGGGGUCACUGAAUGAAACAAUAUUUGUGCAUUUGUUGGAUGACAGCAUUCCUGAGGAGAAAGAAGCACACCAAGUCAUUCUGUAUGAUGUUAGGACACAAGGAGUUUCACCAGCAGGAAUCGCUCUGCUUGAUGCUCAAGGAUAUGCAGCCGUUCUGACUGUAGAAGCCAGUGAUGAACCAUACGGAGUUUUAAAUUUUGCUCUUUCAUCAAGAUUUGUUUUGCUUCAAGAGGCUAACAUAACAGUUCAGCUUUUCAUCAACAGAGAAUUUGGAUCUCUAGGAGCUGUCAAUGUCACAUAUGCCACGGUUCCUGGAAUGUUGACUCUAAAGAACCAAACAGAAGGAAACCUAGCUGAGCCAGAUGUUGACUUUGUCCCAGUGGUUGGCUUUCUGAUUUUAGAAGAAGGGGUAACAGCAGCAGCCAUCAACAUUACUAUACUUGAGGAUGAUAUACCGGAACUAGAAGAAUAUUUCCUCGUGAAUUUAACUCAUGUUGAACUUAUCAUGGCUCCUUUCACUUCAUUUCCUCCUAGACUAGAUUCAGAGGGCUUGACUGCACAAAUUAUUAUUGACGCCAACGAUGGUGCUCGAGGAGUAAUCGAAUGGCAACGUAGCAGGUUUGAAGUAAAUGAAACUCAAGGAAGUUUAACAUUGGUAGCCCAGAGGAGCAAAGGGGCUCUCGGCCACGUCUCCUUGUUUGUGUAUGCCCAGAAUUUGGAAGCACAGCUGGGGCUGGAUUACAUCUUCACCCCAAUGAUUCUUCAUUUUGCUAAUGGAGAAAGGUAUAAAAAUGUUGACAUCGUGAUUCUUGAUGAUGACAUUCCAGAAGGACAUGAAACAUUUCAGCUGAUUUUAACAAAUCCUUCUCCUGGACUAGAGCUGGGGGGAAAUACGAUAGCCUUAAUUACUGUCCUUGCUAAUGAUGAUGGCCCAGGAGUUCUGUCAUUUAACAACAGUGAGCACUUUUUCCUAAGAGAGCCAGCAGCUCUCCACAUCCAGGAGAGUGUUGCAGUGUUGCACGUUGUUCGGGAACCUGCACAAGGACUGUUUGGCACUGUGACAGUUCAGUUCAUGGUGACAGAAGUGAAUUCUUCAGUGGAGUCUAAAGAUCUGACUCCUUCCAGAGGCUAUAUUGUUUUAGAAGAAGGUGUCCGCUUCAAGGCCCUACACAUAUCUGCCAUAUUGGACACGGAACCAGAGAUGGACGAGCAUUUUGUUUGCACUUUGUUUAAUCCGACUGGAGGUGCUAGACUAGGGAUGCAUGUUCAAACCCUGAUAACGGUUUUGCAAAACCAGGCCCCUCUGGGGCUGUUCAGUAUCUCUGCACUUGCAAAUAGAGCCACCUCUAUAGACAUUGAAGAAGCCAACAGGACUGUAUAUUUAAAUGUGUCCCGUACCAAUGGCAUUGAUUUAGCUGUGAGCGUGGAGUGGGAAACAAUAUCUGAAACAGCCUUUGGCAUGAGGGGAAUGGAUGUUAUGUUUUCUGUAUUUCAAAGUUUUUUGAAUGCAUCGGCUUCUGGCUGGUGUUUCUUUACUUUGGAAGAUUCAAUAUAUGGUGUAAUGUUAAGAAAAUUGUCUUCUACUGUUUACCGAUGGCAAGGGAUUUUUGUUCCACUUGAGGAUUUAAAUAUAGAAAAUCCUAAAACUUGUGAGGCCUUUAAUAUCGGUCUUUCCUCCUUCUUUGUGAUUACUCAUGAAGGAGGAAAUGAAGAUAAGCCUUCUGUUAACAGUGUGUAUGCAUUCACAUCUGCAUCCAGAUCAUUGCUGGUACAAACAAUCAUUAUUUCAGAAAGUUCUCAAGUAAAAUAUUUUACUUCAGACAGUCAAGAUUAUUUAAUUGUUGCAAGUCAAAGAGAUGGUUCUGAAUUAACUCAGGUUUUCAGAUGGAAUGGAGGAAGCUUCCAGUUGCAUCAGACACUCCCUGUCCGAGGUGUGCUGAGCGUGGCCAUAUUCACCAGAGCAGGCUCUGUGUUCUUAGCCAUUUCCCAGGCUAAUGCCGGGCCAAAUGCCCUUUUACUUAAAUGGUCUGGCAAUGAGUUUAUUAACUUUCAAGAAGUGCCAAUCAGUGGGACAACACAAGUCGAGGCCUUGACUUCAGGCGAUGAUAUUUACCUAAUUUUUGCAAAAACUAGCUUUCUAGGAGAUCAGAAUUCAACUGAUAUGUUCAUCUGGGAGACAGGACAGUCUUCUUUCAGAUAUUUUCAAUCCCUGGAUUUUGCUGCUGUUAAUAGGAUCUACGCCUUCACAGCAGCCUCAGGAAUAGUCCACAUCCUUCUUAUUGGCCAAGCUGUGUCUGCUCUUUACUGCUGGAAUUCAGAGCUGAAUCAGUUCUCAUUUAUUCUGGAAGCACCUUCUGCUCAUGAUGCAGCUUCUGUCACAGUAAAGGCCCUUAAUUCAAGCAAGAACUUAAUUGCUCUGGCGGGAUCCAGCCACUCACACGUAUAUGAGCUGGCCUACAUCUCGAGCCAGUCUGACUUUAUUCCUAGUUCAGGUGAACUGAUAUUUGAACCUGGUGACACAGAAGCUGUAAUAGCAGUAAAUAUCCUUGAUGAUACAGUUCCAGAACAAGAAGAGUCCUUCAGAGUUCAGCUUAAAAAUCCCAAAGGAGGAGCAGAGAUUGGUAUUAAUGCUUAUGUGAAAAUAACUAUUCUGUCUAAUGAUGAUGCCUAUGGAGUUGUUGGAUUUGCUCAGAAUUCAUUAUAUAAGCAAGUGGAAGAAAUGGAGCACGAUAGUCUAGUAACCUUGAAUGUUGAACGUGUAAAAGGAACAUAUGGUCGUAUAACUGUAGCGUGGGAAGCUGACAGAAGUAUUAGUGACAUAUUUCCUACCUCAGGAGUGAUUUCAUUUUCUGAAGGCCAGGCUCUGUCUACAAUCACUCUGACUGUUCUUGCUGAUGAAGUCCCAGAGGUAUCAGACAUUGUGAUCAUAACACUCAUCAGUGUUACCACAGAAGGGGUUGAGGACCCAUCGAAAGGUGCUACUAUUGAUCAGAAAAGAAACAAGUCUGUGAUAACCACUCUGCCCAAUGACUCACCCUAUGGCUUGGUGGGCUGGCACUCUGAGUCUCUCUUCAUUAGAGUAGCAGAGCCUAAAGAGAACAUCAGCAUUCUUCAGUUACAAAUUGUUCGAGAUAAGGGACUACUUGGGGACGUUGCCGUUCACUUGAUAGCUAAACCCAAUUUCUCACUGCACAUCAAUAAUCGAGCUACUGAGAAUGAAGAUUAUGUGCUACAAGAAACAAUAAUAAUAAUGAAAGAAAACAUAAAGGAAACUCAUGCCAAAGUUGCUAUUUUGCCGGAUGAUGCUCCCGAGUUGGAGGAAGGAUUUAUUGUCAACAUCACCGAGGUGUACCUGGUGAACUCGGACUUCUCUGCAGGACAGCCAAGUGUGCACAGGCCUGGAAUGGAGAUAGCUGAGAUAAUGAUUGAAGAAAAUGAUGAUCCCAGAGGCAUUUUUAAGUUUCAUGUUAUCAGAGAUGUUGGUGGAGUUAUUACUGCCUAUGAGGUGCCUCCACCCUUGAAUGUUCUUCACGUUCCUGUAGUCCGGCUGGCGGGAAGCUUCGGGGCAGUGAACGUUUAUUGGAAAGCAGCAUCGGACAGUGCUGGCCUGGAAGACUUUAAGCCAUCUCAUGGGAUUCUUGAAUUUGCAGAUAAACAAGUUACUGCAGUGAUAGAAAUCACCAUAAUUGAUGAUGCUGAAUUUGAACUCAUGGAAACGUUCAAUAUUUCCUUAAUCAAGGUGGCUGGAGGUGGCAGACUUGGUGAUGAUGUUGUGGUAACUGUUGUUAUUCCACAAAAUGAUUCUCCAUUUGGAGUAUUUGGAUUUGAAGAAAAGACUGUAAUGGUUGAGGAAUCCUUUUCAUCUGAUGACCCUGAUUCAUCUGUGACAUUAACAGUUGUCCGGUCCCCGGGAGGAAAAGGAGCCGUCCAACUUCAGUGGACUGUGGAUGAGACGGCUAAAGAUGAGCUCAGUCCUUUGAAUGGGACACUUCAUUUUGAGGAGACUGAGUCCCGGAAGACCAUCGUAUUGCACACACUUCAAGACAUCGUGUUGGAGGAGGACAAGCGUUUCACCAUUCAGCUGCUAUCAAUUGAUGAGGUAGAAAUAUCUCCAGUGAAAGGUAGCGCAUCCAUAAUCAUUCAGGGAGAUAAGGGAGCGUCGGGAGAAGUUGGGAUAGCUCCAUCAUCUAGGCACGUCCUCAUAGGGGAACCCGCAGCAAAAUACAAUGGUACUGCUAUCAUCAGCCUCAUUCGUGGCCCAGUGAUUCUGGGCGAGGUCACAGUGUACUGGAGGAUAUUCCCUCCUUCUGUGGGGAAAUUUGCUGAAACAUCGGGAAAACUGACAAUGCGAGAUGGACAGUCUGCGGCAAUUGUAGUGAUACAGGCUUUGAAUGAUGACGUUCCUGAGGAAAAGCGUUUUUAUGAGUUUCAGCUCACUGGAGUCAGUGAGGGCGGAAGACUGAGCAAGUCCAGCCGCACCGCCAACGUCACCCUGGUGGCCAGUGACUCUCCCUAUGGCCGAUUCGCCUUCUCACAUGAGCAGCUUCGAGUGCCAGAAGCAGCACAAAGGGUUAACGUCACCGUCCUUCGCUCUGGCGGAUCCUCCGGCCCCGUGAGACUGUGGUAUGAGACGAUGAGCGGGACAGCCGAGGCGGGCCUGGACUUCAUCCCUGCCUCCGGGGAGCUCCUCUUUGAAGCCAGGGAGGUGGCGAAAAGCGUGCAUGUUGAGAUACUUGAUGAUGGCCUUCCUGAAGGCCCUGAGGAAUUUUCUCUCGUGAUUACCAAGGUGGAACUUCUGGGAAGAGGGUAUGAUUUUACCAUCCAAGAAAAUGGACUUCAGGUAGAUCAGCCUCCUGAAAUAGGAAACAUCUCCAUUGUCCAAAUCAUAAUAAUGAAAAAUGAUAACGCAGAGGGCAUCAUUGAAUUUGACCCAAGGUAUACUGCCUUCGAAGUGGAGGAAGAUGUCGGGAUGAUUGCAAUCCCAGUGGUGAGGCUGCACGGGACUUACGGCCGUGUGACAGCUGAUUUCAUCUCUCAGAGCGCCUCUGCGGUUCCUGGAGGUGUCGAUUACAUACUGCAUGGCAGUUCAGUCACCUUUCAGCAUGGGCAGAGCUUAAGUUUUAUAAAUAUCUCCAUCAUUGAUGACAAUGAAAGUGAAUUUGCAGAGCCCAUUGAAAUUCUGCUGGUUGGAGCUACUGGUGGAGCGGUCCUUGGGCGCCACCUAGUGAGCAGAGUCAUGAUAGACAAGAGUGACUCUCCCUUUGGCGUUGUAAGAUUUCUCAAUCAAAGCAAAAUUUCUGUUCCUAAUCCCAAUUCCACAAUGAUUUUAUCCUUGGUGCUGGAGCGGACUGGAGGACUCUUGGGAGAGAUUCAGGUGAACUGGGAGAUCAUAGGACCCAAUUCUCAGGAAGCCUUACCACCGCAGAACAGAGACAUUGCAGACCCAGUGAAUGGGUCCUUCUAUUUUGGAGAGGGAGAAGGUGGAGUGAGAACCAUACAUCUGACCAUCUACCCUCAUGAAGAAAUUGAAGUUGAAAAGACUUUCAUUAUUAAACUUAAACUUAUGAAAGGAGAAGCUAAAUUAGAUUCCAGAGCUCAAGAUAUUACAUUAACAAUACAAAAGUUUGGUGAUCCAAAUGGAGUUGUUCAAUUUGCUCCUGAGUCUUUAUCUGAAAAGACCUAUUUGGAGCCAUCGGCUCUGGAAGGGCCCCUGACCAUUACUUUCUUUGUCGAAAGAGUCAAGGGCAUUUCUGGAGAGAUUACGGUUUUCUGGGAAAUAAGUAGUGAGUUUGAUAUUACCGGAGACUUUCUUUCUACAAAAGGAUUUUUCACAAUAGCUGAUGGAGCGAGUGCGGUGAGCUUUGAUGUUCAUUUGCUGCCAGAUGAGGUACCUGAGGUAGAGGAAGAUUAUGUGAUCCAGCUUGUUUCUGCAGAGGGAGGAGCAGAACUGGAUCCGGAAAAGUGCAUCGCACGGUUCUCUGUUUCUGCGAAUGAUGACCCACAUGGAGUAUUUGCUCUGUAUUCAGAUCACCAGUCGAUACUUAUUGGGCAGGACCUCAGUAGAUUCAUUCAAAUUAAUGUAACCCGGCUUGCUGGAACAUUUGGAGAUGUGGCUGUUGGAUUUCAAAUAUCAUAUGAUCAAAAGGAGCAGCCAAUUGUUACUGAAAGUGCAGAGAGGCAGCUGGUGGUCAAAGAUGGUGCCAGAUAUAAAGUGGACAUGGUGCCAGUAAAGAGUCAGGUCUUCCUUUCACUGGGCUCUAAUUUCACCUUGCAACUGGUGACUGUGAUGCUUAUUGGUGGACGUUUCAAUGGAAUGCCGAAAAUUCUCCAGGAAGCAAAAUCCGCUGUCCUUCCCGUCCCUGAGAACGCCGCCAAUUCUCAGGUUGGAUUUGAAUCGACCGCUUUUCCUCUCGCGGACAUCACUGCCGGGACAAGCCACGUUGUGGUUUCCAGGAGAGGCACGUUUGGCUCUCUUACGGUCGCCUGGGCUGCUGGAUACCCUCCUGGGUUAGAUAUGCCCGAAUUUGUUGUUGUCGGCAACAUGACCCCAGGACUGGGGAGCCUCUCCUUUUCCCACGGAGAACGAAGUAUGGGAGUCUUGCUGAGGACGCUUCCCCGCCCCGGGCGGCCGGAGGCCUUUGUGACUCACCUCUCAGGGGUGCAGAGCGGUGCCCCCGGAGGGGCUCAACUUCGAUCGGGUUUCACCAUUGCUGAAAUUGAACCAAUGGGAGUCUUUCAACUUUCCCCUAGUUCAAGAAACAUCGUAGUGUCAGAGGAUACACAGAUUAUCAGAUUACAUGUGCAAAGACUGUUUGGGUUCCAUGGCGAUCUUAUUAAAGUUUCCUAUCAGACAACUGCAGGAAGCGCAAAGCCCCUGGAAGACUUUGAGCCAGUUCAGAAUGGGGAACUGCUUUUUCAAAAAUUCCAAGCUGAGGUUGAUUUUGAAGUAAUCAUUAUUAAUGAUCAGCUUGCUGAGAUAGAAGAAAUUUUUUACAUUAAUCUAACUUCAGUAGAAAUUAAAGGAUUACAAAAGUUUGAUGCUAAUUGGAGACCCCGCCUGAAUCUUGAUUUCAGUGUGGCAGUGAUCACAAUACUGGAUGAUGACGACCUGGCAGAAAUGGAUGUUUCUUUCCCCAAGACAACUGUGGCUAUUGCAGUUGACACAGGUCUUAUUCCUAUGGAAACUGACUCUUCCACCACACACCCUGAGACAACCAAGAUAACUGCCAUUCCACAGCCGACCGAAAUGGUUGCCAUUGUUACUGAGGUAGCUGGUACAUCUGCCACCCCUGAGAUACUUGUCACUCUUCCCGGUACAUCUGCCAUGUCUGAGAAGCCUGAUGUGGCCACCGUAACUGCCAGUGUUUCCAUUCAUGGAGCAUUUAGUCUUGGGCCACCCAUUGUUUACGUUGAAGAGGAGAUGAAGAAUGGCAGAUUUAAUGCUGCAGAGGUUCUUAUCCGAAGAACUGGGGGGGUUACUGGCAAUGUCAGUAUAACAGUUAAGACUUUUGGUGAAAGAUCUGCUCAGAAGAAACCAAAUGAUUGGCCCUUUCCUGACGUCUAUGGAUUUUCCAACCUAACGUGGGCAAUUGAAGAAGACGACUUUGCAGAAGAAACUCUUAUCCUUAAAUUUGUAGAUGGAGAAAGAGAACGUAAAGUAUUGAUUCAAAUUUUGGAUGACGAUGAGCCUGAGGGGCAGGAAUUCUUCUAUGUGUUUCUUACAGACCCUCAAGGGGGAGCACAGAUUGUGAAGGAAAAAGAUGACUCUGGAUUUGCGGCUUUUGCCGUGAUCAUUAUUGCAGGGAGUGAUCUUCACAAUGGCGUCCUAGGAUUCAGUGAGGAGUCCCAGAGUGGAGUGGAGCUGGGGGGAGGAGCUGAUCUGAGAGUACUGCAUCUUGUUGUCACAAGGCAGCCAGAAAGGGCCUUUGAAGAUGUCAGAGUCUUUUGGCGAAUCACAUUUAACAAAACAGCCACUGUCCUCCAGAAAGAUGGUGUGAACCUGAUGGAUGAACUCCUGUCUGUGUCAGGGACCACGAUCUGUACAGCAGGUCAAACAAAAUGUUUUAUCACCGUUGAACGUAAACCAGGGAAGAGACCUCAAGUUGAAAUGCAUUUUUUUGUGGAACUGUAUGAAGUAACUGCUGGAGCAGCAAUAAACAAUAGUGCCAGGUUUGCACGGGUUAGAUUCUUACCGAGUGAUGAACCUCAGAGCCUCGUGUAUUUUUCUGUGGGUUCUCGGCUGCCCGUGGCUCAUAAGAAGGCCACUUUAAUCAGCUUGCAGGUGGCCAGAGAUUCUGGGACAGGACUAAGGAUGACUGUUAAGUUCAGUACCCAGGAGUUGAGGAGUGCUGAAACAAUUGGGCGGACUCUCAUAUCUCCAGCUAUUUCCGGGAAGGAUUUUGUGAGAACUGAAGGCACAUUGGUCUUUGAACCUGGCCAGAGAAACACCAUCGUGGACGUCAUCCUGACGCCAGACACCGGGUCUUUAAAUCCAUUUCCUAAACGCUUCCAGAUUGUGCUUUUUGACCCAAAAGGUGAUGCCAGAAUUGAUAAAGCAUAUGGGACUGCCAACAUCACUCUUGUCUCUGACACGGACUCGCAGGCAGUUUGGGGGCUUGCGGAUCAGCUACAGCAGCCCCUGGAUGGUGACAUUCUCAACAGAGUGCUCCACAGCAUCAGCGUGAAAGUGGCCACGGAGAACACAGACGAACAGCUCAGCGCUGUGAUGCAUUUAAUAGACAAGAUAACUAUUGAAGGAAAAAAUCAAGCAUUCAGUAUUGAAAGCCGAAAUCUUUUCUAUGAAAUUCUUUGUGCUCUUAUUAACCCAAAGCGCAAGGACACUAGAGGAUUCAGUCACUUUAUUGAAGUGGCUGAGAAUUUUGCCUUUUCUCUGCUGACUGAUGUUACCUGUGGCUCUCCUGGUGAAAAAAGCAAAACCAUCCUUGACAGUUGCCCAUAUUUGUCAAUACUGGCUCUUCACUGGUAUCCUCAGCAAAUCAAUGGGCACAAGUUUGAAGGAAAGGAAGGUGAUUAUAUUCGAAUUCCAGAGAGGUUACUGGAUGUCCUGGAUGCAGAAAUAAUGGCUGGGAAAAGUACAUGUGAAUUAGUCCAGUUUACAGAGUAUAGCAGCCAGCAGUGGUUUAUAACUGGAAACAAUCUUCCUGCUCUGAAAAAUAAGAUAUUAUCUUUGAGUGUGAAAGGUCAGAGUUCACAACCCCUGACUGACAACAAUAAGGUUGUCUACAGGAUUUAUGCUGCCGAGCCUAGAAUUGUUCCCCAGACGUCUCUGUGUCUCCUUUGGAAUCAGGCUGCUGCAAGCUGGUUGUCUGACAGUCAGUUUUGCAAAGUGGUUGAGGACGCUUUGGACCACGUGGAAUGUGCCUGUUCAUACAUGUCCGUGUACGCUGUCUACGCCCAGACUGACAACUUGUCUUCAUACAAUGAAGCCUUUUUCUCUUCUGGAUUUAUAUGUAUCUCAGGUCUUUGCCUGGCUGUUCUUUCCCAUAUCUUCUGUGCCAGAUAUUCCAUGUUUGCAGCUAAACUUCUGACUCACAUGAUGGCAGCCAGCUUAGGUACACAGAUUGUGUUUCUGGCGUCUGCAUAUGCAAGUCCCCGGCUCACAGACGAGAGCUGUUCAGCCAUGGCUGCGAUCACACAUUACCUGUAUCUUUGCCAGUUUAGCUGGAUGCUCAUUCAGUCUGUGAAUUUCUGGUACGUACUGGUGAUGAACGACGAACACACAGAGAGGCGAUAUCUGCUGUUUUUCCUUCUGAGUUGGGGACUUCCGGCUUUUGUGGUGAUUCUCCUCAUAGUUAUUUUGAAAGGAAUCUAUCGUCAGAGCAUGCCACAGAUCUAUGGACUCAUCCACAGUGACCUGUGCUUCAUCCCAAACAUUUAUGCAGCUCUGUUCACUGCAGCUCUUGUUCCUUUAAUGUGCCUCGUGGUGGUAUUCGUGGUGUUCGUCCACGCCUACCAGGUGAAGCCACAGUGGAAAGCAUACGACGACAUCUUCAAAGGAAGGACGAAUGCUGCAGAAAUUCCACUGGUUUUAUAUCUCUUUGCCCUGAUUUCUAUGACAUGGCUUUGGGGAGGCCUGCACAUGGCUUACAGACACUUCUGGAUGUUGGUCCUCUAUGUCAUUUUCAACAGUCUGCAGGGACUCUAUGUUUUUGUGGUUUAUUUCAUUCUACACAACCAGACGUGUUGCCCUAUGAAGGCCAGUUACACAGUGGAAAUGAAUGGGCACCCAGGACCCAGCACAGCCUUCUUCACACCCGGGAGUGGAAUGCCUCCUGCUGGAGGAGAAAUCAGCAAGUCCACCCAGAAUCUUAUCAGUGCUAUGGAGGAGGUGCCAUCUGAGUGGGAGAGAGCAUCCUUCCAACAAGCCAGUCAGGCCAGCCCUGACUUAAAGCCAAGUCCACAAAAUGGCGCAACAUUCCCUUCUUCUGGAGGAUAUGGCCAAGGGUCACUAAUAGCGGAUGAGGAGUCCCAGGAGUUUGAUGACUUGAUAUUUGCAUUAAAAACUGGUGCUGGUCUCAGUGUCAGUGAUAAUGAAUCUGGUCAAGGCAGCCAGGAGGGAGGCACCUUGGCUGACUCCCAGAUCGUAGAACUCAGAAGGAUACCCAUCGCCGACACCCACCUCUAGCGCCUCAGUAACCAUUAGAAUGAGGAUACUUUCAAUUUGUGUUGGCUUUGUGCUAAAACUCUAUAAGUGUAUGCAGCCGUAUAAUAGGAAUCUGUGAAUUGUCCUGGAUGGUUAACCCAGUGAUUGUUGUGUUUGGAAUAUAAAUUACUUACCUUUGUGCAACCUGAAAAGUCACUGCUAUAAUGAAAGACUGAAUCGAUUUAUAUCAGUUAAUAGGAUGUACAUAUUCUAAGAACAUUAGUUGUUUUUUAAUCAUCCUACAGGGCUAACAUUGUUGAAUAAAAGUAAUAACAAUCAAUAAAAACAAUAGAAUCCA